Salvia miltiorrhiza (redroot sage) is the source of this 1296-nucleotide messenger RNA. Its product is annotated as gibberellin 20 oxidase 2-like. The transcript is spliced from 4 exons. NCBI's taxonomy places the organism in Eukaryota, Viridiplantae, Streptophyta, Magnoliopsida, Lamiales, Lamiaceae. Gene Ontology annotation, biological process: response to light stimulus; unidimensional cell growth; flower development. Bases 33 to 1085 code for a protein of 350 amino acids. The record is from RefSeq and is a predicted model, not a curated record. Gene Ontology annotation, molecular function: gibberellin 20-oxidase activity.
UCGAAUCUCAACUUUUGUUUUCAUCUUCUCAAAUGGAUUCCAACACUGCAUUCGACAGCUUUGUGUAUCCAAAUUUCUCCAAAUUAGAUUUAGAAAAAUUCAUUUGGCCCAAACAGGAAAACCACUCUUCGAAUGAAGAGCUGAACGAGCCGUUGAUCGACCUCGAGGGCGGCGCGGCCGCAACGGCGGAUCUGGUUCGAUCAGCUUGCCUGAGGCACGGCUUGUUCCAAGUGAUCAACCACGGCGUGGAUUUGAACCUCAUAAAUUCAGUAAAUGAUCACGUGAAUUUCUUCUUUAAUCUCCCAAUUGAUGCAAAAAUGAGGGUUCAUAGGCUGCCCGGCAGCUUUUGGGGCUAUUCUUUUGCACAUGCAGAUCGUUUCUCUUUGAAUCUGCCGUGGAAAGAAAUUUUUUCAUGCAUUUUUCGUCAAGAUGCCUCUGAUUCUGAGGGGGGCCUCUUUUUCGAAUCCGCAUUUGGUCACGAAUUUCAGAAGAUAAGAUUGGAUUUCGAAAAAUAUUGCGAUGCGAUGAAGAAAUUGUCUCUAAGCAUAAUGGAAAUAUUGGGGAUGAGUUUGGGGGUUGAUAAAGUAUACUAUAAAGAUUUUUUUGAAGACGGUAGUUCUUUAUUAAGAUGCAACUUCUACCCUCGAUGCGAAGAAGCAGCCCAAACUCUUGGCACCGGACCACACUGUGAUCCCACUGCUCUCACCAUUCUUUACCAAGAUCAAGUUGGAGGUCUCCAGGUCUUUGUCGACGACCGAUGGAAGUCCGUCACGCCCAGACCCGGCGCCCUUGUCGUCAAUCUUGGCGACACUUUCUCCGCAUUAUCGAAUGGAGUGUACAAGAGCUGCCCACAUAGAGCUGUAGUGAACAAAUCAAUGGAGAGAGUUUCAAUGGUGUAUUUCUUAUGCCCUGCAGAAGAAAAAGUGAUUAAGCCUCCAACAAAUCUUGUGAGCUCAGAGAGGCUGAGACAAUAUCCAGAUUUCAAGUGGUUGGAUUUCCUCAACUUCACACAAAAACAUUAUAGGGUUGAUGUUGCAACACUCCAAAAUUUCACUAAAUGGCUCAUUUCCCACCAGCCAACCUAAACCCUACCUACCUACCUAUAUAGCCAGGGUUUUUUAGACUUUUGUCACCCCACCACCUUAUAUACAUUCAUGCAAUAAUUAUACAUGUCACAUUUAUGUAUAUGUAUUUGGUGUGUCUAGCCUAGUACCUAGCUCCAUCGUUUGGCUUGCCAUUUAUUAUCUCAUCGUGUGUUUGUGUUGCUAUAUUUAUGAAGUUUCUACUUGAUGUCUA